AUCUCCGCUGCCGAGCCGCAGCCAUCGACCAUCUGCUCAAACUCUGCUCAGAAUCCUCCAACAAUGGCGCGAUCUUUCUCUGAUCACCCUGGUGAUCUUCUCAUCGAGAUUAUGGGGAAGCUGGAGGUUGAUGCGGAUCAUGUACGGGCCUCCUCCGUCUGCCUUAGCUGGCUCACCGCCGUAGAGACACUCUGUGUCUCUCGUGCGCUAAAGGGCAAUCAACCUCUCAAGACAAGUCUCUUCCACAAACCUUCACAGGCCCUGGGAGGAGCUCUCCAGCAAUACAGCACCUCCGCUCUCCGUGUUCAUGAACUACUUGCCCGAAGGGAGCUCUACACUUUUCCUACGGUUCAUAAUCAAGCACAACUUGGUGUCCAGAACUUCCAGCUCGUCGGCUCCAGCCUAGGACUUCUAUGCGUUAUCUCUGGUCUUCGCAUCUACCUGUACAACCCAUACUUCCGUUGGUUUCGCCAGGUAAAUAAUCUCCAGCUCCGUUCUAGGACGCAACUAUUGAAUCUGAGGAAUGCCGGCCUAGGUUUGCUCUGGGAACCCGAUAUUAGCGUAUCAGUUAGGGCCUCAGGAUUUGGCUUCGACCUAAACUCCCACCAAUUCAAGUUUAUGAGGGUUUUGGAGUACUUGAACAGCAAUUAUCAGGUUGUGGAGGUCUAUUCAAUCGCGUCCGGGGUUGUGCAAUCUGCUCCUUGGUCUUUGUUUGACCCCUUGCUCUGUAUGGAUCUAACACUUUUGUCCGCUUGUGAAGAAUCUCCACUUUUGCUAUCUGAAUCCGUGCACUUUGGAUCUGACAUUUUAGCCACCGCCGGUGAAAUUGAUUUGCAUAAUGUUUUGACGAAGAGGAUUUUUCUAUCUGCUCUGCAUUUUAGGAUCAACACAAGAUACAAGGCCUCUGCAGCUUCUGCCUUCAUAGUUCGAAUCUGCCGUUUACUUCAAUCGAACUGGAUCACAGUGAUUAUGGAAGGGAAGGUUAUACUGUUACAACUCCAAGAGGCAUUAGCAGAGGCAGUUUUGCUGGCUGAUCUGGAACAAGAUACGGUUGGCAUGGCAACCAAUAUUCCUCCCCAUAACCUCGGAGAGCUGGUCAAUGUCCUAUGCACUUUAAUUCACAACCCAGAAGCCACUUUGCAAGAACUCUUGGAGUACAUGCCAGGGCCUGAUUUCCCUACUGGAGGUCUAAUUAUGGGAAAUCUAGGGUAUGAGGAAGUGUAAUUCUGACUUUGUGCUUUCAAGCAUUGACUCAAAUCAUUACCCUUGCUUCUUCUUCUUUUGCUGCUAGAGAGAUCCCCCUAGAAUUUCUUACUAUAGUAUGCAUGGGAUUUUUAUUCCUAAUGUGGUAUCUUCUAAGCAUAGUGUAGGUAAUCAUGUUUAGUUUCGUUGAGGAAUGAGUAGUAUAAAAUGUGUGGGUACUGAUAUAUUUUAUUUUUAUUAUUGUGUCUGCCCGCUCUGUUCCACAAUACACCAGAAAGUUAAGAGUUUGUUAACAUGCUUUAUACAUCGUCAUCUGUGUGCCGUGAGGGAAAGAGAGAUGCCAAGAAGGAGUAUAGAUGGCGUAACUGAUAUCCGUGAUGAAAGUGAUCGUACUGCUGAAACGUGGAGCAGAACCAGCGCUUGUUUUGAAUAAACUUUAUCGUCUGACUCAACUUCAAUCUAGUUUUACCCGCAACAUGGUUGGGUCACCCUUCGUUUAUGGAGGAGAGAGAGUAAUGAGUUUGAGCAUGUUUUAAUAUAUGGAAGAGCAUGUAUUCUGGAUGGACAACCUAAACUGAUGGGACUGAAAGAAUUGCUUCAGACAUUUUUAGACGUUAGAUGCUCUGUUGUUGAGCGACGUGCGCGGUUCAAACUUUCACAAGCUCAAGAGAAGAGACACAUUGUUGAGGGUAUCGUGGUGGGCCUUGAUAAUUUGGAUCACAUUCUUCAAAUCAUUAAGGAAGCUUCCAGCAAUGCAGCUGCAUCGACUAGUCUAAUGAAUGAAUUCAAUAUUUCAAGUAAGCAAGCAGAAGCUAUAUUAGAUAUAAGCCUCCGAAGGCUCAUCCAUAUGGAGAGAAGUAAAUAUGUAGAUGAAAAGAAAUCUCUAACAGAACAAAUCUCAAAAUUAGAAGAACUACUAGCAAGCAAGGGGAAGAUGCUACAGCUGAUAGAACAAGAAGCUGUUGAGCUCAAGCACAAAUUUUCAAACCCAAGGCGCUCUAUGUUGGAAUAUUCGGAUGACGGCUAUUAGCGAAAAGGGUUAUGUUAAUCGGAUGAAGCCCAACACCUUUAAUCUGCAGAAACGUGGAACCAUUGGCAAAUCUGUCGGAAAAUUGAGAGUCAAUAAUGCAAUGUCAGAUUUUAUGGUCUGUCGAUCACAUGACCACAUUCUUUAUUUGAGUUUUCAGAGGAAGAGUGGCAUUUGGCAGCAGUCUUUGUGGUUGGUUUCUCACUAACAGAGGACUUUGAGAGUGAUGAACAAGUAGUUCUAGUAAGUCAAAGUGGCACCGUCAAUAGAAUCAAAGUUCGUGAUAUUUCAAUCCAGCCACGCUAUGCAAGGGGAGUGAUUUUGAUGCGGCUAGAGUACGCGGGGAAGAUUCAGUUAGCGUCGUUAAGAAGCAGACGAUGAAACAACAGGAACAACAAUAGAAGAUGAAGCAGCAGGACCUGUUUUGAUGGUUUCCCAGACCCAGUGAUCCUAAUUUGGAAUAUGGUGACGAACUUGUACAGCGGCUCCUUUUGUAAGUUGUCAUGUGUACUUAUCCGGAUACAAACUCUCGACUGUAGUCAAUAACUAACUAGUCAUCAUUUCCAUAAUGUUAAAUGGUGAUGGAAAAAUGAGAGACGUAAACCCCACGCUAGAUCUAGGAGGUGCCUCCCUAGGGGAAUUCUGAGUCGGGGAGCUGAGCUCACUGACUGCCCAUACCUGCCCCGUAAACUUUUAACUAUUUAUUAAUUACUAUAAAACAAAGAGAAAGCACAUUAUAAAUUAUUGGGCGGAGUUGUGCUGAUUUGUAUUCGAUUUUAUAUGGAGGACCGCUUUUGUUAUUUACCACUUAACCUAGCUGCUUGUGGAAAGGCCUAAGUAGGUUAGCCGAAACUCUCCUGUACUUACGUGAUGGGGAUUUCGGCUUCUCCCUGUAAGACUUGACGGAUUAGUGAAACUUUGCUUGAGAGCGCCGCUCUCCGUGGAGUAGUCCCGG
Messenger RNA from Linum tenue, 3185 nucleotides. NCBI's taxonomy places the organism in Eukaryota, Viridiplantae, Streptophyta, Magnoliopsida, Malpighiales, Linaceae. The record is from the annotation of a GenBank genome assembly.